Molecule: messenger RNA, 1567 nt
Organism: Nyctereutes procyonoides (raccoon dog)
Lineage: Eukaryota; Metazoa; Chordata; Mammalia; Carnivora; Canidae
Gene: ATG12
Product: autophagy related 12
Exons: 4
Coding region: 277-699 (140 amino acids)
Biological process (GO): autophagosome assembly; nucleophagy; autophagy of mitochondrion
Cellular component (GO): Atg12-Atg5-Atg16 complex; cytoplasm; phagophore assembly site membrane
Source: RefSeq, a predicted model, not a curated record
CCGGCGCGAAGGGAAGCGGAAACAUCUCCGGCCCCGAGCCCGCCGGUCCGGUAGGCGGCUGCGCCCUCGGCGGCGCGCUGGGCUCGCAGACUCCUUCCGGAGGGAGGCUACUCUGGCCAAACCGCACUUGCGGUGUUCACAGUCAGGGCUCUGUGGCUUUCCGCCCCCCCACCCCCGCGCCGCCCUCCGGCGCCUCCCUAGCGACGCCCCUGGCGUAAAGCCCGCCCCCUGCACGCGCCGAGCCGCCACUUCCGCCCUCGCGCUCCGCUGGGCAAGAUGGCUGAGGAGUCGGAGUCGGGGCUGCAGCUCCCUCCCUCGACCGCUGCUGAGGGCGAAGGACCUACGGAGGUCUCCCCGGAAACAGCCACUCCGGAGCCCCCUUCUUCCGCCGCCGUCUCCCCGGGAACAGAGGAACCUGCUGGCGACACCAAGAAAAAAAUUGAUGUCCUCUUGAAGGCUGUGGGAGACACCCCUAUAAUGAAAACAAAGAAGUGGGCUGUAGAGCGAACCCGAACCAUUCAAGGACUCAUUGACUUCAUCAAAAAAUUCCUUAAGCUUGUGGCCUCUGAACAGUUGUUUAUUUAUGUGAAUCAGUCCUUUGCCCCCUCCCCAGACCAGGAAGUUGGAACCCUCUAUGAGUGUUUUGGCAGUGAUGGUAAACUGGUCCUACAUUACUGCAAAUCUCAGGCAUGGGGAUGAAGUGCAGAGAAAAAGCUCUUGCUACCCAAAUGAAUCUUCACAAAGGAAACCGCUCUGGGAAAAGUUUUCAUCCUGUGACAAGAGACUUGUGUAUGUGAUCUACUCAGCAUGUAUCUACUAUGAAUCGUGUUUAUGCAUAAAGAAAUUCAUAGAGUAGAUGGACUCACAAAAAUGUGAUUUGUAUUAAUACACAAAUCAUCAUCAAAGGUUGGCUUUACAGAAUACCCAUUACUACAACAAUUGCCCCAGAUUGGCCACCAAGGUAUUGAAAAAGGAGACUAAGACUGUAGAAAGCUUCUUUGUUACCAGUUCUUAGUGACUGAAAUUGUUUACUUGUAGAAAGAACACUCUGCUGAUUUUUUUCCACUGACUUUUACAGUGGAAAGUAUUCUUUUUGUGCAUAUUCAAGGCAGUUCAGUUUGUUUGAAGAAUAGGAUAUGCCUGAUUUCUCAUGUACAUUUAGCUCUACAAUGUUAGGAAACAGGCCUUUGACCUGCUGGCUUUGUAUCUUAACACAGUCCAGUAGGGGGCAGCCUAGCCGGCAGAAGGAGUUAAGCAGUUUGGUUUUUGCCAGAUGAUCAUGGAGGAAAAAAGUGGUUCUUGCUAAUUUCUAGCAAACAUCUAGCUAAGAGAGCACACAUGUUGAUGCACUGGAAAGCUGCUUUAGAGAAUAUGCGUGAUUUAGAGUUAUUUUAUUGGGAAACAAAGAAUUUUAGAAAUUCUUGAUAAUUGAGUCAUACAAUUCUUUUCAGUCCUAUAAUCAUUUAAAAGACUGUGAGUCCUAAUGAUUGUAACUAUGGUGUUGUUUUGUGUCUUAUUUUUACAGUGUCAAAAGCACUCAACUAGUAAACCUGGCAACAUCUUUUGA